Messenger RNA from Juglans regia (Persian walnut), 2259 nucleotides. RefSeq lists its product as uncharacterized. The coding region runs from base 1 to 2259 and encodes 752 amino acids. The record is from RefSeq and is a predicted model, not a curated record. The transcript has a single exon. NCBI's taxonomy places the organism in Eukaryota, Viridiplantae, Streptophyta, Magnoliopsida, Fagales, Juglandaceae.
AUGGGGAAGCUCGGAUGCAACAUUGAUGGGAACCUGGAUGAUACAAAGUUCAGCCAGCCAAUGCCAUGGAUGGGCCUCUACGUUGCAGCAGCGUCCCUGGUCUUCCUCAUCACCAUGGCCGCGGAUGUCAUCCAGGGGAUCCGCCAUCGGAAGUUCUGGUUCCCCUGCAAGUUCUCCUCUCUCAACGCUACUUCCCUCACCUUGUUAGCUGUGGCAAUCAAACUCUCGGUGGAUUUAAAUGCAUCGAUGCCCAGCCGGAAGGAUCAGCUUGCAAAACUCGGCAACACUGUCUUCAUCUGUACGGUAAUGAGUAAUUCAAUGCCUUCCCUUGGCACCAUGGAAAACAAGGAAAUGUUCACCAACAUUCUGGCAUUAGGAAUACUUGUUAUCACUGUUAUUGUGAAUAUUUGCAUCCAACUAGCCACCGGAGUAAUCUAUGUUUUCUGGAAAGAACAAGCUUUAAUCCUGUUUAUCAUGCUUGUUCUGCUUCUUCUCUUGAGUUUUUCUGCCUUGACUGUUCCAAACACUAAGCAGUAUCUGGAGCUCAAGUACACUGAAAAGCACCAACUAGCUCUCAAAGAAGGCUUGAAUCAAACCGGGAAACCGGUUGUUGACAAACUUAGAGAAGAUCUCAUGAAGUAUUGGAUGAUGGCUCAUACGGGCAACCCCCAAUUUGUGGUGGGGCGUUCAGUGACAUGCACAGCUUCUGGAGCAUUUUGUCUUCUGAGCCUCGCAACUUUAGCACAAGCAAUGGUUAGAUCCCAGUUUAUGCCAUGGUCAUUUAAAUUUUGCAGCGGAGAGUCUGAUUAUAAGUGGUCCACAACUGUAGUUCUUGCUACUCAGACAGUUGCGGCAGGAGUCGGUACUAUUGGCCCAGCAUGUAGAUGGUUCAUCGCCAUCAAUUUCUCUUGCCCUAACAGAGGAAAUCAAACUGGCAGAAAAGGGUUUAAAGUAGAGAACUACUGGAUCCAGAGCCUAGUAGAGAUGAAAGAGAGCCCAUUAACUUUCAUACGUGUUCGUAACAAGCACUGCAGGAAACUUGCUCAUGAUGCCAAAGAUCAUUUCUUAAACUUGUGUAUUGGAGUGCAGAUUGGACUUGUCUUAAUGAGCAAGGGGAUUCGCCUCAUUUCCACUUUAUUUGUAAGCCGGAUCUUGUACUUCUACGACUGCUGCCGAGGUUUGAAGAAGAAGUUUAUAUUCAACAGUGUUUCAGACACCGAAUCAGUUUCAGAUUCACGGCCUUGCUCAAAGCUGGAUCUUAGCCGUUUUGUUUUGGAUCUCGAAGGGGAGGAUGCAUUGGUUGAGAAGAUGAAGAAAUGCAAUUGGGACCCUACUGAUUAUUGGUUUCGGAUGGGGCAAAAGAGACGACCUAAUUACCUCAUAACACUAUUGAAGAGAUCUACACAUGGAUUCAAGGGAGUGGUGGAGUUUGACAGUAACCAAGUUCCUUCUUUAGAAUCUGAAGAACCGCCAAACUGUUGGGCUCUUCCUGUGGUGACACUAACAUGUAUUGCAGUAACACUUCCAAACAUCAGUCCUACAUCAAUUCAAGAAUUACUAUGUGGUGUGAACGAAGGUCUGACGUAUAUAAGACUCUUAGAAAACAACCUGGACACAAGAGAAGAAUUGCUCAACAUCAGGAGGGCAGCAGAGGGGGUGUGGUUACGAGUGGAACUUUACCGCAAGUGGCUGGAUGUUGAUCUCCAUAAACUGUCCCUUCAAGGAAAAACCCAACAGGAAACACUUCAAAAACUUUCAGAUACUGCAAAGAACAAGCUUUUGGAGUUCCACAAGAAUCACACGCCGCAAUGUUUGAAGCACGGUCCUUCGAAAUGGCCAAUCAAGAUAUUGGCUGCCAAUUCCAUGUAUAGGAUAACUCAAAGUAUGCUGCUAAAGAGACAAAGAGAAAAUGCCCAGAAGGGUGAGAAACUAUUUGAAACAGUAGCUGUCAUGAUCUCUGAUAUACUGGGUGCUUGCCUCACUAACAUGCAACGUUUUAUAUCCAUGAAGUGUUUGAGCAGCGCUAUCGAGGACAGGGAAGACAGCGUGAGACAUGCAGUUGACAUUCUUGGCAAAGCUGAAAAUAUUCUGAAACUUCAAGAACAUGGAGCAUUUCCCUGUUUAGAUCCCUGUCAAAUGGCAAGCAUUGAAGAAUGGCGUUUACUUUACAUGCAAAAGCCCUUGCCUUUCAAUCCUUCUCCGUCAGAGAGUGAGAUAGCUUCUUCAAGCUCAAGUGACCUGUGCCUAAUCAUUGACUAG